Molecule: messenger RNA, 321 nt
Organism: Paramuricea clavata
Lineage: Eukaryota; Metazoa; Cnidaria; Anthozoa; Malacalcyonacea; Plexauridae
Source: the annotation of a GenBank genome assembly
AUGGCGAGUUACUUGAACUUAGACGAAUUCAGUGUAGAACAGCUUAUGGCUCUCAACAGUAUCAUAGAUAGUGAUGACGAUAUGGAUACGAGGGUGGAGAACAUCAUGGCCAACAAAAACUACAGGAUUGCACCUGAUGAUAAGGGCAAAAGUCCCUUUGAAGGAGAAAGACAAUUCAUAGAUGAAGUUGACCGUGAUAUGGAGGUAAAGAAACCUAGACGUAUUCCUUUGAACUAUAAGGGAAGAAGAGGAAUUAUGCCUACAUGGAAAUACUCUGACAGGCAAAAGGCAAAGGCCUUACUUGUUGAGGAGGCAUACUAA